UUCUUACGAAAUUUGGGAUUCAUACUCCUUUUAAAAGAAUUGAGUGUUGUUGAAAAACGGAGUAGAAUGGGAGAUGAUGAUGUUUCUUGAAUUCCCACCAAUGUGUUUACAAAAGAAUAGUUGUGGACUUAGUAAUAGUGUAUUAUAUCCUCUUCAAAAAUGCAAGUGGAGUUGUUUUUGAGGUACUGUUUGUAAAGCAUUUGAAUUGCAUAAUUUUGAAGCUUAGAAAGAUCUGAGUUCAGAAUUUAGAUUCAACAAAUACAAAAGAAUAGAUGAAAUGCGUGCUUCUGAACAAAGGAACAGUACCUAUUGAGCUUGUUCAUGCUCUUCUGUCCGACGGAGGAGAAAUCCGCCAAGCAUGAAUUCAAAACCUGAUGGCUGCUUAUUUCUUGACCAGACUCUUCGAUUUGCAGCUACACCCUCGAUUUCCGAAUUUCCUCCCCAACCUUCCAGUAUGUUUCUGUUCAAUCUCUACAUUUGCACAGAGGAAUCAGUCGAGCCCGUUUUACAAGAAGACAUUUUCGCAUAUAUUCCAAGAAUGCUCCAAUGGGAGAGCCCUGGGACCGGGCCGACAAGCACAUGCUCUGAUGAUAGUGUCCGGCUUCAAACCCACAAUUUUUGUUGCCAACUGUUUGCUCCAAAUGUACAUAAAAUGCUCCCGCUUGGGGUGUGCUAGUAAAGUGUUUGACAGAAUGUCUGACCGUGACAGGGUUUCGUGGAAUGCGAUGAUUUUUGGGUAUUCGAUAAGUGGGAAAAUAGGGUUGGCGCAAUCAUUUUUUGAUUUGAUGCCUGAAAGAGAUGUGAUUUCUUGGAACUCUUUGAUUUCAGGGUACUUGCAGAAUGGAAAUUGCUUGAAGUCGAUUGAGAUAUAUAUGGCGAUGGGGAGAGAUGGCGUGGGUUAUGAUGAGACCACUUUCGCUGUUAUUUUGAAAGCAUGUGCAGCUUUAGAAGAUUACGAUUCAGGGCGACAGGUACAUGGAGUUGUAGUCAAGUUGGGGUUUCAGGCUGACGUAGUGACUGGGAGUGCAAUGUUGGAUAUGUAUGCAAAAUGCAAGAGCUUAGCUGAAUCACUUUGCUUUUUUUAUCAGAUGCCAAUUAAAAAUUGGGUGUCGUGGAGUGCGGUAAUUGCAGGUAGUGUUCAAAAUGAUGAGCUUGUUGGUGGACUAAAGCUAUUCAAAGAAAUGCAAAGAGUGGGAAUUGGGGCCAGCCAGUCUAUAUAUGCCAGUAUAUUUAGGUCUUCUGCUGGUUUAUGUGAUUUAAGAUUGGGUUGUCAAUUGCAUGGCCACGCACUAAAGAGUGAUUUUGGAGCUGAUACCAUCGUUGGCACCGCCAUGUUGGAUAUGUAUGCUAAAUGUGACAAUUUGCUUAAUGCUAGGAAGGUGUUCAACUUGUUGCCAAACCAUAAUUUGCAAUCUUAUAAUGCAUUAAUCACUGGAUAUGCUAGAAGUGAUCUUGGAUUUGAAGGUUUGCAGCUUUUUCUGUUAUUAUUGAAGUCUGAUCUUGGAUUUGAUGAAAUAAGUCUUUCUGGGGCAUUUAGUGCGUGUGCAGUUAUCAAAGGACAUUUGGAAGGAAUGCAAGUACAUGGAUUAGCAAUUAAGGGUCCCUUUCAGUACAAUAUUUGCGUGGUGAAUGCCAUUUUAGAUAUGUAUGGUAAAUGCGGAGCAUUGUGGGAAGCUCGUCAAAUAUUUGACGAAAUGGAUAGAAGGGAUGCUGUCUCCUGGAAUGCGGUAAUCGCAGCUUGUGAACAGAAUGAAAAUGAAGAGGCCCUAUUACUAUUUGUCUCUAUGCUUCAGUCAGGGAUGGUACCUGAUGAGUUCACCUAUGGGAGUGUUUUGAAAGCUUGUGCAGGUUGGCAAGCUCUGCACUGUGGGAGGGAAAUCCAUGGCCAAGUCAUUAAGUCUGGGAUGGGGUUGGACUCGUUUGUUGGAAGCGUCCUCGUGGACAUGUACUGCAAGUGUGGGAUGAUGGAAGAGGCGGAGAAGCUUCAUGACAGGAUGGAAGAACAGACUUUAGUAUCAUGGAAUGCAGUCAUUUCUGGGUUUUCAUCAAAUGAACAGAGUGAGGGGGCUCAGAAGUUCUUCUCUAGAAUGCUAGAAAAUGGAAUUAAACCUGAUAACUUUACUUAUGCUACAGUUCUUGAUACUUGUUCAAAUGUAGCUAAUGUUGGCCUCGGGAAGCAAAUCCAUGCUCAAAUAAUCAAGCAAGAUUUGCAGUCAGAUGCGUACAUUAUCAGUACACUAGUAGACAUGUACUCAAAGUGUGGAAACAUGCAGGAUUCUGCUUUGAUGUUUGAAAAAUCGUCCAAGCGUGAUUUUGUGACAUGGAAUGCCAUGAUUUGUGCCUAUGCCCACCAUGGUCAUGGAAACGAGGCUUUACAGAUUUUUGGAAAAAUGCAGCUUGAGAAGAUAAUACCAAAUCAUGCUACUUUUGUGGCAGUCCUCCGUGCUUGUGCACAUAUCGGACUUGUAGAUGAAGCACUUCACUACUUCAACUUAAUGCAAAAUGACUAUGGGCUAGAACCACAGUUGGAACAUUACUCAUCUAUGGUGGAUGUGUUAGGAAGGUCAGGACGACUUGUCGAUGCUCUGAAGCUUAUUCAAGAAAUGCCCUUCCAGGCUGAUGAUGUGAUUUGGAGAACUCUUCUUAGUAUAUGUAAGAUACAUGGUAAUGUUGAGGUGGCACAAAAAGCAGCAAGUGCUCUUUUGCAAUUGGACCCUCAAGACUCUUCUGCUUAUGUUCUUCUAUCAAAUAUCUAUGCUGAAGCAGAAAUGUGGAGCGAGGUGUCAAAGAUGAGGAAAAUGAUGAGGCAUGGUAGGCUGAAAAAAGAACCCGGCUGUAGCUGGAUUGAGAUCCAGUCUGAGGUACACAUGUUUCUUGUCGGGGAUAAAGCUCAUCCAAGAUGUGAAGAAAUAUAUGAGAACCUGGAUAUGCUAAUUGCGGAGAUGAAAUGGGAUGGCUAUAUAGCAUAUGGUGAGAUCACGACAAGUGAUAGAGAAAUGGUAGAUGACGAACAAGAACUAUGUGCAGUCUCCUCUUUCUAAGCUAUUCUGAUAAAAUCUAAGGUCCAACCAGUACAACAGGAGGGCACCUAAGAUCCAGUUGAAGAACUUAAAACUGGAUCCACAUUGGAUGCAGAUGAAAUGCUCAACACUAAUCAAUUCGGAGGUUUAGGUUGUAUUUAAUUAGAGGACAAGCAUAUUGGACUAACAGCAAGUAGGUGGUCAUUGCACAUUGUUCAGCUAACAGAAGAGAAGUAUUUCCAACCACAGCCAAUAACUAAUAGGAGAAGAGUUUCAACGGAUUUAUAGGAUCUGAAAAACAUAGUCCUUCUGAGGUUCCACCAAGCCUUCUUCUGUAUUUGACUGUUCAUGAAUCAAUAUAUAACGAGUGUUCUGUCUUCUCAUGAUACAUUUAUAAGUGCAGAAAUUUAAUCACAAUCUCAAGAGCUGCAUGCUAAUGCAAUGCGGCAGACUAAAGUACAGAAAGUGCACGACUGCACAAGAAUCUUUUGGAGUUUCUGUAGUGAAAUACCAUGUGAGUUGCCUUAGUUACAUAACUGUCAAAACAUUUACUGACAAGGAACACUUCCUGUGCGCAAGACAUCAAAAACCUUGUUGUACGGACCUAGCUUUAUGUUACAACAGAAACAGUCUAUAAUCUCUCAGCCUUUCUAUUCUGACCAAGUUUAUUGCGUUGAAAAUCAGCUCAAGUGAGGCAACCAAUUAACCCAUCAAAA
Sesamum indicum (sesame) is the source of this 3736-nucleotide messenger RNA. RefSeq names its product Pentatricopeptide repeat (PPR) superfamily protein. The record is from RefSeq and is a predicted model, not a curated record. Gene Ontology annotation, molecular function: protein binding; RNA binding. NCBI's taxonomy places the organism in Eukaryota, Viridiplantae, Streptophyta, Magnoliopsida, Lamiales, Pedaliaceae. Gene Ontology annotation, biological process: RNA modification.